Molecule: messenger RNA, 1653 nt
Organism: Corythoichthys intestinalis (scribbled pipefish)
Lineage: Eukaryota; Metazoa; Chordata; Actinopteri; Syngnathiformes; Syngnathidae
Product: creatine kinase B-type
Exons: 8
Coding region: 36-1325 (429 amino acids)
Biological process (GO): phosphocreatine biosynthetic process
Molecular function (GO): creatine kinase activity
Source: RefSeq, a predicted model, not a curated record
UGUCACGUGACAGCGGCAACCUCCAGUCCAAUGGAAUGAAUGGACUGGAAAUAGGAGCCAAUGGGGUGCGAGGGGUGGCUAUAAAAAGCUGGACGCGCUCUAAUCCGCCGCAGCAGAACCGGACCACUUUCCUUCACAGAGCAUCGCCGGAGCGGAACCGCAGCAGCAGUCCAGUCACCAUGCCGUUCGGAAACACGCACAACAAGCUGAAGAUGAACUACUCGGCCGAGCAGGAGUUCCCGGACCUGAGCCAGCACAACAACCACAUGGCCAAGGUCCUGACGCCCGAAAUGUACGCCCAACUGCGGGACAAGGAGACGCCCAGCGGCUUCACCUUGGACGACGUCAUCCAGACCGGCGUGGACAAUCCAGGUCAUCCCUUCAUCAUGACGGUGGGAUGCGUGGCGGGAGACGAGGAGACCUACGAGGUCUUCCGGGACCUGAUGGACCCCAUCAUCGAAGACCGCCACGGGGGCUACAAACCGGAUGACAAGCACAAAACCGACCUGGACCCGGAGAAUUUGCAGGGCGGAGACGAUCUGGAUCCCAACUACGUUCUGAGCUCUCGGGUCCGGACCGGCCGGAGCAUCCGCGGCUUCUGCUUGCCGCCUCACUGCAGCCGCGGAGAACGCCGCGCCAUCGAGGACCUCUCCAUCCAAAGUUUGGACGCCCUGGAAGGAGAUCUGAAAGGUCGCUACUACGCCCUGAAGAACAUGACAGAGGAGGAACAGCAGCAGCUGAUCGACGACCACUUCCUGUUCGACAAGCCCGUCUCGCCGCUGCUGCUGGCGUCCGGCAUGGCUCGCGAUUGGCCCGACGGUCGAGGGAUCUGGCACAACGACAACAAGACCUUCUUAGUCUGGGUCAAUGAGGAAGACCACCUGCGCGUCAUCAGCAUGCAGAAAGGCGGCAACAUGAGGGAGGUCUUCAACCGAUUCUGCACUGGACUCACCAAGAUCGAGUCCCUGUUUAAGGAGCGGGGACAUGAGUUUAUGUGGAACGAGCACCUGGGCUACGUCCUCACCUGCCCCUCCAACCUGGGGACCGGCCUGCGCGCCGGCGUCCACGUCAAACUUCCCAACCUCAGCAAGCACGAGCUCUUUGGGGAAGUCCUCAAACGUCUCAGGCUGCAGAAGAGAGGCACAGGGGGCGUGGACACAGCCGCGGUUGGCGGCGUCUUCGACAUCUCCAACGCCGACCGCCUAGGCUUCUCCGAAGUGGAGCUGGUCCAGAUGGUGGUCGACGGCGUCAACCUUCUGGUGGACAUGGAGAAGCGCCUGGAGUCCGGCGACGCCAUCGACGACCUGAUGCCCGAGCAGAAGUGAAGCGUCCGUCCGACGGCCCCCGCGUAAUCUCUCGCACCCGUAACUGCGCCGCCCGCCCGCCCGCCCGCCCCUCGAAGCCUCCACGCCCUCACUAUAAGCAGAAGCUGUCUUACGGGAUGUUAGCGAGCCACGUAGAUGUCCGACACCUCCUGGGUUUUCUAGUUCCUUGUUUGGAGCGGCUGAAACAUCCCAUAAUAUGAAUAUUAACGAUGAUAAUAAAGUCUGUGAAACACCUCCAAGUCUUUAUUACAUAAUUUGCUUACUUACACCUCAAUCCAUAAUACUAAAUGUCUUCAACUGCAAGAUCAUUUAAAUAAAUACACUGCAA